Euleptes europaea (tarantolino) is the source of this 1608-nucleotide messenger RNA. RefSeq names its product chordin like 1 (gene CHRDL1). Gene Ontology annotation, molecular function: protein binding. The record is from RefSeq and is a predicted model, not a curated record. The transcript has 12 exons. NCBI's taxonomy places the organism in Eukaryota, Metazoa, Chordata, Lepidosauria, Squamata, Sphaerodactylidae. The coding region runs from base 1 to 1608 and encodes 535 amino acids.
AUGUCGCCGGCCGGCGCCAAGUGCAGCAAGCACGUCCCUUCGUUCCAGCUCGACCACUCCAGCAAACGGAGAGAUACGAAAGAGAAGACGGGCACAUGGACGGGGCCCAAGCGAGGCAUUCCCUCUGCUCCACUGAGCUUAUUCACAAGAUUGAAAUCAUCUAGGAAAGACUGUUCUUUGCUUGAGCCCCAGAAAAAGCUGCUGCCCGUCAGACGGGAUAAGACAGGCCUGCAGUCUUCUUGCAGCACAACAGUUUCCUAUACGCCUCCGAAGGGAUGUUUGCUUACAUCGUACCCACGCAAGUUGUUCACCGGCUCACUGCUUCCUCUCCUCUCCCUUGCAGAUUCAGAGACCUACUGUGUCUUUCAAGAUAAGAGGUACCAUGUCGGAGAAAGGUGGCAUCCGUACCUGGAACCCUAUGGAAUCGUUUACUGUGUUAACUGUCUCUGCUCAGAGAAUGGCAAUGUGCUGUGCAACAGAAUACGAUGCCCGACCCUCCACUGCCCAGCCCCGGUCCAUGUGCCUCAACUGUGCUGCCCACGGUGUCCAGAUGAUUCCCUUUUUUCCAUGGGCGGUAAGAUCACUGGGAAGUCGUGUGAAUACAAUGGCACAACCUACCACCAUGGAGAAAUGUUUGUGGCAGAGGGCCUCUUUCAGAACAGACAAGCCAACCAGUGUUCCCAGUGCAGCUGCUCCGAAGGCAAUGUCUACUGUGGCCUGAAAACGUGUCCCAAGUUAACUUGCUCUUCUCCAUCGACUGUGCCUGACUCAUGCUGCCCAGUUUGCAGAGGAGAUGGGGAAUUAUCGUGGGACAACUCUGACGGUGACAUCUUCCGACAGCCAGCAAACAGAGAAGCUAGGCACUCCCCUCACCGCUCCCAUUAUGACCUGCCGCCCAGCAGCGCCCGGCAGGCCUUCCACGUUCCACGAUUCAGCAGUGGCAGAAGCAACCGAGGAGCCCUUCCAGACCUGCAGCAGGCCUCCGGGACCAUCGUACAGAUUGUCCUCCACAAUAAACAUAAGCACGGACGAGUGUGUGUCUCCAAUGGAAAAACCUACUCACAUGGUGAAUCCUGGCAUCCUAACCUCCGGUCCUAUGGGAUCGUGGAAUGCGUCUUGUGCACGUGCAACAUAACGAAGCAAGAGUGUAAAAAAAUCAAUUGCCCAGAUCAAUAUCCCUGCAAACAGCCAAAGAAGAUUGAAGGGAAGUGCUGUAAAGUUUGCACAGAAGAAACUGAAAAUCAGAACAAAGAUUAUUUUUGCGGUGAAGAGACCCUUCCUGUCUACGAAGCCCUUUACGCAGAGGAGGGAGAAACCAUCCGAAAGAUAGCAGUGAAGACGGAGAAACCACCGCAGGUAGAAAUCCACACGUGGGCCAUUAAGAAAGGGGUCCUAAGUCGUUUCGUUACAGAGAAAGUAUCCAAGACUGAGUUUGAUGAACUUCCUAACUUCAAGCAGAUCACAAGAACCACUCUGAGCCAGUGGAAAAUAUUCAGCGAGGGAGAAGCUCAGAUCGGCCACAUGUGCAGAAGCAGAGUGUGCAGGACUGAACUGGAGGAUCUGGUCAAAGUUUUGUAUCUCGAGAAGUCUGAAAAGGACCACUGUUAA